This is a messenger RNA of Pogona vitticeps (central bearded dragon), 2262 nucleotides long. RefSeq names its product glia maturation factor beta (gene GMFB). Gene Ontology annotation, cellular component: cortical actin cytoskeleton. Gene Ontology annotation, biological process: actin filament debranching; negative regulation of Arp2/3 complex-mediated actin nucleation. NCBI's taxonomy places the organism in Eukaryota, Metazoa, Chordata, Lepidosauria, Squamata, Agamidae. Gene Ontology annotation, molecular function: Arp2/3 complex binding; actin binding. The record is from RefSeq and is a predicted model, not a curated record.
GCGGGGGAUUGGGGUGGGGGGAAAGAGACGGUUUCUGCUGCUGCGGAUGCAAGAUGAGUGAAUCCCUGGUGGUCUGUGAUGUUGCCGAAGAUCUUGUGGAAAAGCUGAGAAAAUUCCGUUUCCGCAAAGAAACAAACAAUGCGGCCAUUAUCAUGAAGAUUGAUAAGGACAAGCAGCUGGUGGUUCUGGACGAAGAACAUGAGGGCAUUUCUCCAGAUGAACUAAAAGAUGAGCUUCCAGAACGGCAACCUCGAUUCAUCGUCUACAGCUACAAGUACCAGCAUGAUGAUGGAAGGGUUUCUUAUCCGCUCUGUUUCAUCUUCUCCAGCCCGGUUGGGUGUAAGCCUGAGCAGCAAAUGAUGUACGCUGGUAGCAAAAACAAGCUAGUACAGACAGCGGAACUCACAAAGGUGUUUGAAAUCCGGAACACGGAAGACCUCACCGAGGAGUGGCUUCGAGAGAAGCUCGGCUACUUCCACUGAAAGAAGCACAGCCAUGUCCCAUCCUGGUGCAGACUGGAACCAGAUGCGAAUCCUCCUUUUUUAGACCUACAAAGAAUGCACUGUACUUAAGGUGGUCUCCUGCAGUGUGUGUAUGUAUGUACAUAUAUCUAUUUUUGUGUGUGCAAAGUUUAUACAAACGAGCGGAGGAAGUGCCUCCUGCAUGACCAAACUUUGCCCCUGGGGUAUUUGCCCCCCCCUUCCCCUCUGUUCUUUGUAACUAUUUAAAAGGGAACAAUUUUCUUCUGCAGGGAUGGUUAUUUUAUUUUAUGAUUUUUAUUUCUUGCACUCGGAGUAACUACUAUUAUCUCAAUGGCUUGGUCCAGAUAUUGUAACUGUUUACCCUUAAGGGGCAUCAUCUCUGAAGAAGCAUUUCCUGCACCAGACAGAGCCCUCAGUAUUACUCCAGGUUGUGUUGGGGACGGGGAGGGCAAUCUGUGGAAGUUCUAAGUCAAAAGCAUUUCUAGCUUUUUUCCCCAACUGAGAUACAGAUGCAUUCUGUUUAAAAAUGAAAAAAAACUUGACGCAAAUAACUUGUAUAGGAAAAUCGUACUGUAUUCAGUGGUUUACUCAGAGCAUGGAAGAGCUAGUUGGCCUACAGUUCCCAGAGUCCCCCAGUGGUCAUAUUGCCUGGGAGAUUCUGGGGCAUGUAAGAUAAAAAGCAAACAAAAAGACCCCAGGCCUUCCAAGCCCUGAGCUUGUAUAUCUUUUGAAUAGAUGUGGGCACAAACUUUGGUUCGGAAGUUUGUGCCGGUUCGCCAACUUGGCACCAUAGUUUCGGCAAAUUUCCUUCCCUUCCCCCAGCCGGCCUCCGCAGUCACUGGCCAGUGCACGCAGCUUUUCUCCUGCUCUUUGUGUGAUUGUCUAAUCGCAGCAGAAGCACAGACUUCUUUUCUUUGCCUCCUCCAGCAGCUGCCCACUCAAAGGCAGCACUGUAGGAAUCCCUGCUCCACCUCUGACUGAGCAGCUGCUGGAGGAGGCAAAGAAGGGAAGUCUGUGCUCCUGCUGCUGGUGAGUUGGGGAGCCAGAUGGGCGUGGGUGAGGGAAGGGAAUGUGUGCCGAGCCAACAAACCAGCAGAAACCUUCGAAUCGAGGUUCGUGUCCAUCUCUGAUUUUGAACUGGCCUCCAGUGCAGCCUUUCUGAACUAUUAAUACUGGUACUUCAAUCUGUAACAUCCUAAUUUCUGCUUUGGAGACAGAUUGUUUUUCCUUUCCCUUUUCUCUAAAAAAUCCCAAUUAUUCAGUCAGUUGACGGAUGAGUUAACAUGAUUCCAUUCAGGGUCAGAAAUCUGACUCACCUGUUGUUUUGUGCAUGGGUAGAAGAUAGCAUUUGUACUAGUCAAACAGAAAGUAGACUUUUAAAACAACAAAUAAACCUCUUAAGGGCUCGGUAACGCAUCCAUUCCGGACAUCUUUAUACCGUAGCGUAAUGGUUCUCUUGCCUUCUUCUCUUGUCUUUUUAUAUAAGCACUUCUCAAUCUGCGUGCCUUUAAAAAAAAAGGAAUCUGUCUUGACUGAUCAUAAGAAAAUCCUACACUGCCAGUUUUUUUUUUUAAAAAAAAACACUUAAACUUGAUAAAAGCCCUCUUUGUCUAAAAUAAAUAGACACAAGGAUGUUUUCUUUCUCGUCUUUUCCUUAUUAACUUCAGCUGCAAUAGGGACAGACCCUGCCAUGUGUGGCCAUGAAUAAAGUGGGAUUCUUUUCACUGGCAGAAAGCCCCUGCAGAAUGAAGCAUCCCCCCCCUUCCUUUUUACCUCCCUU